AUGCCGGCUGGCAGGGAGAGAGGGAGGCAGGCCGAGGAGGCGAGCGGAGCAGAGCGGGUGCGCUCGGUGCCGCGGGUGCGCUCGGCGCCGCGGCGGCGGGACCGAGCCCGGCGCCGCACGCGCCGCCUCCGCCGUGCCGGGCGCGGGGCUGAGCGCGGCCUGGCGGCCCCGGGCGCUCUCGGCGCGGAGGCGCCGGGCAACGAGCGAGGGAGCGAGUCCGGAGAGGCAGACUCGGUCACCGGCAGCAACCGUGAGCGCCGCUGCUCCGAAUGCCCGGCCCUCGUCCCGGACACAGGGGAGGAGGCGCCGCUUGCCCGCGCCAAGGCGACAUGGCGGCGGGAGGGUGUCCCCCGGCAGGACGGGGCACGUCUGGCCGGGCUGGUGCUCCGGGGGCAGAGGGACCCUUGUGGGCCUGAGAGUGCCAAAAUAAAGGUCCUGACUGAAAGGCCCCAAAGCGCGGACAGUGUGCGAACGCUCCUGUGUGUAUUUUACAGAUCAGAGCACAGGGGAAAACUCGGAGUGAUGCUCGGAGUGGGUGGAGUGAAGUCCAGAGAGGUCGUCCCUCAUCCCCCAUGGAUUCUCCUCGGCAUCUCUCCGGCUGCAGAACCCUCGUGCUGUGGUGUCGAGCAUUGCUUUUCAGCAAGCACUGACCAAAUAAAGGAGCUCUCCUGGAUCAAACUGUGGCACCUGUUAUUCCUAAAUGACUUUAAUUCCUCAUUUGGAUUGACAGAUCAAAUUUGCCAUCAACUCUGCCACUUCCCUACCAAAACUGGUAGGAAACAUACUAAAACAGAAAAAAGGAUAAGUACGGCAAGAAGUAUUUUCUCUUCUCUCUGGACAACUAAAUAUUCUGAUCUUGUUGAAACCAAUAUAUCUCUUUUAUCUUCUUUCUUUCAUCACCUUCUUUCUUUAUCACCGACUAGAAAAAUAUACAUGAAUUCCUGGAAAAGCUUACAAAAACCAAAAAGUUAG
Molecule: messenger RNA, 972 nt
Organism: Agelaius phoeniceus (red-winged blackbird)
Lineage: Eukaryota; Metazoa; Chordata; Aves; Passeriformes; Icteridae
Source: RefSeq, a predicted model, not a curated record